UGGAUAUUUGUAUUAUAUUGGGGCAGAAGUCUGGAAUUGUCACUGAUGAUAAUAUUCUAUUGGGAUAUUCGAUGUGAGAGAGUAUGAGAAAAAUUGAAAGACGUCUUCGAAAUGAAUGGUUACUCAACAUGACCCCAAAAUUUUUAAGAGCAAGGGAUGUUAGGAAGGAACUGAAAAGUGCAGGAGCGUGCGCGCCGGGGUGGCAUCGAUUGGGGAAAUUCGGUUUUCCGCUUUUCCGUCAGUCGCGGAAGUUUUCCCGACGAAGAUGCUGUAAUUUUUGUGGCUGCGUUGGUACGGCUUAGAUACCGUAAACAUGUAUGGGUUUGUGAAUUACGCUUUGGAGCUUUUGGUGAUCAAAUCUUUCGGUGACGAAGCUUGGGAAACUAUCAAGAAAGAUGCUGACAUCCAGAUGGAAGGCCAGUUCUUGGUACGGCAAAUAUAUGAAGAUGAGCUCACUUACAAUUUGGUGUCAUCUGCGGUGAAAAUUCUAGGUAUACCAGCUGACACCAUUCUAGAAUUAUUUGGCAAGAUGUUCUUCGAAUUCUGUCAAGAUUCUGGCUACGACAAAAUUUUGCAAGUGUUAGGAGCAACUCCACGAGAUUUUCUUCAGAACUUGGACGCUCUUCACGAUCACCUGGGUACCCUCUAUCCCGGCAUGAAGGCUCCUUCCUUUAGGUGUACAGAAGGGCCGGAAGAUGGCGAUCUCUUACUGCAUUACUAUUCGGACAGGCCCGGACUAGAACAUAUUGUAAUAGGAAUAGUAAAGACGGUGGCUAGUAAAUUGCAUGGCACAGAAGUUUCCGUUGAAAUUAUUAAGACAAAAGAGGAGUCCGAUCACGUGCAGUUCUUGAUCAAGGAAACGUCCGGUACCGGAAUGAUCCAAAGAGCGGAAAUAAACGAAACCAAACUUCUGUCUCUAGAACCUAAGGUUGGAGUUGCAACGUUCUGCAAGGUGUUCCCUUUCCAUAUAAUGUUCAACAGAGAUCUGAAGAUAACCCAAACAGGAACAACUAUAGCUAGAAUUAUUCCCAAAGCUGAAUCUGGAGACUGCUUGUUAACUGAUAUAUUGGAAGCUGUGAGGCCUCAUCUAGAUUUGACAUUCGAAAACAUUCUCUCUCACAUCAACACAAUUUAUGUCUUGAAAACCCUUCCUGGAGCUAUGGAAUCAGAUGCUCCCCCAGAGUACAGACAGCUAAGGUUGAAAGGUCAGAUGCUCUACAUACCAGAAACCGAUAUUGUUAUUUUUCUUUGUUACCCCAGUGUUGUUAAUCUGGAUGAUCUUACAAGAAGAGGUUUGUAUAUCAGCGAUAUACCAUUGCACGAUGCAACCAGAGACUUGGUUUUGAUGUCUGAACAGUUCGAGGCAGAUUAUAAACUGACGAGGAAUCUGGAAUUCCUGACUGAUAAACUUCAGCAAACUUACAGGGAGCUUGAUAGUGAGAAGAAAAAGACAGACCGAUUGCUGUAUUCUGUGCUCCCAAUCAGUGUAGCCAACGAACUACGCCACAAGAGACCAGUACCAGCCAUGAGAUAUGAAAGUGUAACACUUCUGUUUUCCGGAAUCGUGGGUUUCUCAGCUCUAUGCGCCGCUAACACAGACGCUAAAGGAGUAAUGAAGAUAGUGGAGAUGCUGAACGAGCUCUACACUUAUUUUGACACACUCACUGAUCCAAAACGGAAUCCUAACAUUUACAAGGUGGAGACUGUUGGUGAUAAGUAUAUGGCUGUCAGUGGUCUUCCCGAACCUUGCCCAACGCAUGCACGCAAUAUUGCAAAUUUGGCCUUGGACAUGAUGGACUCCGUCAAGAAGGUCAUUCUGGAUGAUGAAGCAGUGAAAAUAACCAUUGGCAUACAUUCCGGAGAGGUAGUGACAGGAGUAAUCGGACACAGGAUGCCAAGAUAUUGUCUAUUUGGCAACACUGUGAAUCUGACUAGCAGGACUGAAACCACUGGGUGUCCUGGAAGAAUUAACGUUUCUGAAGAGGCUUACAGGUUUCUUUGCCAAGAGGACAAUUUUGACGAAGAAUUCGUGUUUGAACAUAGAGGACCAGUUUCUAUGAAGGGAAAAUCUGAACCAAUGGAGGUUUAUUUCUUGACAAGAGCUUAAAAUACAGAGCUUUUUAUUCAUUGAAUUAUAUAUGUAACAAAAAAAACAAUAAUAUAAAUAUUUAUUAAAAGAUAUAACUAUU
Molecule: messenger RNA, 2189 nt
Organism: Harmonia axyridis
Lineage: Eukaryota; Metazoa; Arthropoda; Insecta; Coleoptera; Coccinellidae
Gene: Gycbeta100B
Product: guanylate cyclase soluble subunit beta-1
Exons: 14
Coding region: 314-2107 (597 amino acids)
Biological process (GO): response to oxygen levels; cGMP biosynthetic process
Cellular component (GO): guanylate cyclase complex, soluble
Molecular function (GO): heme binding; guanylate cyclase activity
Source: RefSeq, a predicted model, not a curated record